Messenger RNA from Stylonychia lemnae, 2814 nucleotides. NCBI's taxonomy places the organism in Eukaryota, Ciliophora, Spirotrichea, Sporadotrichida, Oxytrichidae. The record is from the annotation of a GenBank genome assembly.
AUGUCAAUGGUUGCUAAACUUAAGUAAGCCACCAUUGAGAUGGGUCCUCAGCCUAUAAAGUACUCUAAAUUCUCAAAAAUUUAAGCUAAUCAGCUACUAAAAAUUAUCCCUGAUGAAAUGCAUGAGAAAUUCAACAUUCGAAGUGAGGCCAUUGAUGAGAAUAAAGUAGUAGGGGCAUCAGAUGAGGAGCUUUCUUUGAACUGUCUCAUUGUUAGCACUGAUAUUACUUUCGAAAUUUGGCUCCUUAAGCCUUCAUCACUUCUUAACUCCAAUGUUGAGUUAGAUUGCAUUUACAGAAAAAAAGAAGAAGGGAUUGAGCAAAUAGAUAUCCUUCACUUGAAUGAGUGUCAAAAACAUAAUUAAAACAAAAAUAAUCAGUUCCCUCAAUUUUAGCAAUGGAAUAUUGAUGAACCACGAAAAAGUUUCGAUUCUAAGGAGGAUAAUAUUAACCAAAGAAAUUAUGACGUCAGAAAUAAGAAUCUAGACGCUGAUUAUCGAGAAGAUAUGUUUAAAGUGGAAGAAGAGGGUGUUUAUGAUAACAUGACUCCUUUAGUGGCAUACACAACCAUUUAAAACUAAUCCAUGUUAAAAAUAUACUCUCUCAAAUGCGAUAGAAGUCUUCACGUGUUAAGAUUUAACAGUCCAAUUACUAAAUUCCAGUCUAGUUAAAACUCUUAAACUAAUCAGUUAAUAGUACUAUUGCAGGAGGGGUUACUAAAAAUAUUUAAUUUGAAAACACUAGAGUAAGAAAUAAGCCUGAAAACUUUCAAUUUAAAUCCUCAAAGUAACUUGAAUUCUCAAGCUCUCUACGAAUCUCAACUAUUAACUGCUUCACUAUCACAAGACUUCGAAGUAAGUCAUAAUCUUUUCGCUUAUAUCUACAAUGAAAUAAACGAGACAGAUUUUGUAUAAGAAAUCAACAAAAAUGUAGACUAAUCACUGCUUGGUAACUAUUUUUUGACCAAAGAAGCAACGAAGUAACUGAUUUAAUUGGGUCAAGCAUCGAUAAAUAAAGUGGUGAAUUUGAUGAAUGUUUAGAAAGCAAUGACUAUAGAUAAUAACAAACUUCAAUAAUUAGCUUAAAAUUAAGGAAUCAAAUAGAAUUUUUGUAAUUGCAAAGGUUCAGUAAGUAAAGCCUUGCCUCCCAUAGGCUAAAAUAACAAUGUAUCUUACAGAUCUUAAAACUCAAAUCAUAACAAAACUCAAGGCUUAGAGGUUUUAUCGGGCAAUAAUUAACCUCUUCUGGAGGUUAAUUACCCAGUGAGAAGAUCAAGGGUAAACUCUGAUUAAAUUCAAGAAGACCCUUCUCUCAAGCCCCUCUAGCAUAAAUCAGUUAUCAACAAGGAGAAUAUUUUUUCAGUGAGGGUAAGAGACCUUCAAGAUUCAACUCUCUUUUUUGAAAUUUAGCCGCCAUUUUUUAAAAACAUAUCUUUGGUAAGAUUUUCGCCAUCUGGAAGAUAUCUUUUGGUUGGCAAUGAGAAUUCUCAAUAUUUCUACAUUUACGAGAUACUCCCUCAAUAAAACUAGAGAUUCAUGAAGUGUGAUAAUCUAUGUCACUACGAGCGUGUCAGACUUGUGUAUUCACUCUUCAGAGGAUACACAUCUGCCAUGGUCACAGAUGUCUAAUUUGUCAAUCUCUCGUUGAAUUUUUCAGAUCUUGAGUAGAUCCUCAUCAUCAAUAGUUCAAAUGGAACUUCUCAUAUUUAUCAUCUUAAUAAUCCUUCCUAAGUAAAUGAAACACCUAUUUAGAAGAAGAUUUAAGAUGACAAGAACCAUAACAAUAUAAUCUAGCUUAUUCCUGUCUCUAGGUUUAAAUAUAAAUCUCUUAUAAAGUAAGGGGAAAUCAGAAUUGUGUCAUUGAUUUCUUAAAGAUAAAAUUAGGAAAGCAACAAUCAUAAAUCAUCAGAAAGCAAAGAUUUAAACUUUAGAAUUUUAACUUUUACCAGCAAAAAUGAAUUCUAUGUCAUCAAUGCUAAAACUAAUAGAGUUCAAUAAGAGCAACGAACAGCAGAAUUGAACGACUCUGGCAUUUAAAUCAAUGAUUAACUGUCGGAUGAUGAAAUAGUUCUGAAUCCUAGUUAGAAAAAUUUCUAAUCAAGUAUAGAUCUUAAAACUCUAGAAACUUUUCAGCUAAACAUAAAUUCAUAAUCCUUCAAUAAAGUGAACAAAGCUUUCAUUACACCUAUAAUAGUGAAAUAUAUUUAAGAAUAGAGAAGCAUUACUAAAAAUAGUAAUCCUUUAAUUAAGAAUAACUCAAAUACCAAAAAUCCAUAUUUAGAGCAAGUAGAGAAUAAUACCUUUUACUAGCAAAUGUAAAUAAUGAUGAGCCUUAAUCCAAAUAUAAACUUUUGUGAGCCCUCGAAAGAGUUUAUUUAACUUAAUAAAUCCAACAAGGUUCUCUUUGACUAUGAUCUUCAAAAGCAUGAGAGCAUGAUCAAAAAGGAAGAAAAACCUAAUAAUAUUCACAACUUAAUUGACUUCAAUUAUAGUUAUCAGUCAUAAUUUACUCAACAGUCAACUUUAAACUAAAUAAGCAAAAUUGACACCUAAGUUAAAGCAAAUUAAGAACAUCAAAAUGAAGUCAAGAUAAGAAAAGAUGAGUAAUUUUUGAAUGAUUACAUCAUAGAUGAUGAUAACUACUUUGGAAAGCAAAGUAUUAUUAGAAAGCAAAGUGAAGAUGAGGUCAAUGAUCAUUCUUAGUCAAUUAAUCUAAGUGAAUACUUGGAAAAAGCUUAUGAUAGAUUUGCUCCAGAUUAUUAGAUAAGAAAUUCUUCAUCAGAUUCUUAAGAAUUAGAGUUUUCAGGUUUGAAAUGA